Messenger RNA from Cryptotermes secundus, 1731 nucleotides. Its product is annotated as meiotic recombination protein DMC1/LIM15 homolog. NCBI's taxonomy places the organism in Eukaryota, Metazoa, Arthropoda, Insecta, Blattodea, Kalotermitidae. The record is from RefSeq and is a predicted model, not a curated record. Gene Ontology annotation, biological process: mitotic recombination; DNA recombinase assembly; DNA strand invasion. The transcript has 7 exons. Bases 141 to 1160 code for a protein of 339 amino acids. Gene Ontology annotation, cellular component: condensed nuclear chromosome; nucleus. Gene Ontology annotation, molecular function: ATP hydrolysis activity; single-stranded DNA binding; ATP-dependent DNA damage sensor activity.
CCCCAAAGACGUUGUUAGAUAAGGUUGUUACUCUUAGUGGACUCUGGCGGCAGAAGUUGUCAGUGAAUGUGACGCGGUUGUUCUGAAUAUAUAGCUUUGCCGAUAUAACGAUUACCUAAAAAAUACCUGCAAAUUACACCAUGGGAGACCAAGUUGUUGUAGGAGAUAUUUACGACGAGGUGGAAGAAGAUAGCUUUUUUCAAGAUGUUGAUAUGCUUCAGUCUUAUGGAAUAAAUGUUGCAGACAUAAAAAAAUUAAAAUCUUCUGGUAUAUGCACCAUUAAAGGCAUUCAGAUGUGUACUCGCAAGAAGUUAUGUAAUAUACGGGGAUUUUCAGAAGCCAAAGUAGAUAAAAUAAAGGAAGCAUGUGCUAAAGUUGAUACAGGGAUCUUCCUUACAGCACUUCAAGUUAGUGAUCAACGGAAACAGGUGUUUCGUUUAAGUACUGGCAGCCAGGAACUGGACAAGCUUCUUGGAGGUGGCAUUGAAUCCAUGGCUAUCACUGAGGUGUUUGGUGAAUUCCGCACAGGCAAGACACAGCUAUCACACACACUGUGUGUCUCGGCUCAGAUGCCUGGAGAAAAUGACUAUAUGGGUGGAAAAGUCAUUUUCCUUGAUACUGAGCAUACUUUUCGUCCAAACCGUCUACGGAGUAUUGCAGAUAGAUUCAAUCUUGAUCAAUCAGCUGUGCUAGACAAUGUUCUGUAUGCCCGGGCUUAUACAAGUGAACAUCAGUAUGACCUCCUGGACUACGUCGCUGCAAAAUUUCAUGAAGAGGCAGGUGUCUUCAAAUUGCUGAUUGUAGAUUCAGUGAUGGCGCUGUUCCGAGUAGAUUUCAGUGGACGAGGAGAGUUGGCGGACAGGCAGCAGAAGCUGGCACAGUUAAUGUCUCGACUGCAGAAAAUAUCAGAGGAAUACAAUGUAGCAGUAUUCAUAACAAAUCAGAUGACUGCUGACCCAGGGGCUACUCUUAUGUUCCAGGCUGAUCCAAAAAAGCCUAUUGGAGGCAAUAUUUUAGCUCAUGCUUCUACCACUCGAGUUUCUUUAAGGAAGGGAAGAGGUGAGACAAGAAUUGCUAAAAUAUAUGACAGCCCAGACUUGCCUGAGAGUGAAGCUACAUUUGCUAUAACAGCGGGUGGAAUUGCUGAUGCAAAGGACUGAAUUAAUGUAACUGGUUCAAAAGUGUUGCAGACUAUUUGCAGGUUUAGAUUUAAUUUCAAUGACGAAUUGCAUUUAUAACAACAGAUUCAAUUACUGUUUGUCUUUUUAGUCAUGACUACUGGUGUGCACAUAAGACUAUAGGAAUGUAGAGAGAUGUGGUAUGUCUGAACAAAGAACUGAAAAAGAGAACUGUGAUGCAUAGCAGGGAAAUAUGUUGACACUCUCACUGCCUCUGCUUGGCUAAACCACACAGCCCUUUGAUACCUACUCUCUCUCAGUGAACUAGAUCAGAUCUACUCUGUGUUCAGGUGACAUUGGCCAUGCCUAAAAUUGAUACUAUACUCUGUCUGCAAAGACCUUAGUUGGAGUCACAAUUCUAUCUGUAGUUAUUAUCCAUAUGCUAACAAAUUAAUGCUAGUAACUUCAUAUUUUCUUGAAGACCAUGUAACUCUUACAAAACUGCGUUACACUUGAGUUUUUGUUGUAUAAUCCAUAAUACAUAUAUUUUUCACUGAGCUUUUAUGUAACAUGAUAUAAUUGUAAAGUAAAACUGCUUUCCAAUAAUUUGAAG